ACUAUUUUUCUUCAUCUACUAUAAUUUUCGACGUAUAGCUACCACACGGCCGCACUGUUACGUCUGUGUGCGAAUGGUUCACCAGUGAGGUUAACUCGUCGCCGUGUUUCCUGGCCAGCCGAUUUAACGUUAGCAUGACGUCGCCUCGAAAGCUGCACCCGAGUAUCGUCUCCAAGACAUAAAUGCACUUAAUGCUUAAAAAACUCAAAUAACCUACAUUGUAUUGGACCAUUUCUCCUCUUGGUCAUUCCGCUUAUUGCUACUUAAACCGCUUAACACUAAAUGUAGGUCAAACCAAGCGUAAGCUGUGUUUGAAGGUGGGAAAACGCCAUGGCACGUCUGGUAGCAGUAUGCAAGGAUAAUGAAGAGGACUACCCGUUUCUUGCCAGACAGUUUCCUCUGUAUAUUGAUGACUCCUUGACGAUGGUGAUGGAAUUUUAUGAUGACGUCAUGGAUGUAGACAAACAAGUAAUUAGUAGUUCCCAUUGGAAACAAUUCACAGAGGGUCACUCCAAGUUGAAGCAACAGGACUUGACUGCGGCCUUGUCGGUGGUGUCCAGAGAGGUGUGCAAAGCGUUAUCUCAGCUGGUGCCGUGCGUCGGCUGCAGACGCAGUGUGGAGCGGCUGUUCUCCCAUUUAGUGGAAUCGGGGACUCCACCCUUUGAGCCGCUCACAUUGAACCCUAUGGGUAUGCUGUCUGUCUCCAAGGCUUGUUUAGCAGAUGUAAAGAAGCUGUACAGCCUCCUCUACAUCCAAGGGUAACAAAUAUUUAUUUUCACAGUCUCCAUGUGAAC
This is a messenger RNA of Hippocampus comes (tiger tail seahorse), 794 nucleotides long. RefSeq names its product gametogenetin-binding protein 2-like. Bases 331 to 762 code for a protein of 143 amino acids. Gene Ontology annotation, cellular component: cytoplasm; nucleus. NCBI's taxonomy places the organism in Eukaryota, Metazoa, Chordata, Actinopteri, Syngnathiformes, Syngnathidae. The record is from RefSeq and is a predicted model, not a curated record. The transcript is spliced from 4 exons.